AUGCAGUUCAAGACUCUCUUCUUCGCUGCCGCUCUGAUGGCCCAGUCUGCCUUUGCCAUGUCCUCAACCCAGCAAGGCCAGGUCAAGCCAAACGAGAAGAAUGUGCAGAGCGAGCAGAGCGCGCAGAUCCAUCAGCUCGAGAACCUCGCUCACACUAUGCAGUCUCAGCGAGCACAGGAUAGCAUUCUCCUUAUUGGAGCUCCACCUUUGAAUGCUUCUACCAUUGUCACCACGAUCGCUGCGAUCAACGCCGCCUUGGGCACCACUGAUGCUCUAAUUAGCGCUGUCACCAAUGCCACCAUCGUUCAGAACCUUCCCAACAUCAUCAACAACCUCGGUAAUUUGACCAACACCAUCGUGGCAGACGUAAGCCCCAUCGUCUCCUCCCCAGUCAUUGGGGUUUACAGCCCUAUCGACCAGGCGGCUAUGAUCACUGCUCUCUCUCAGCUCGUUGACACCAACACUGACUUGAUCAACGACUUUAUUGGCCCCCUGGGUCUCUUUUCCAACUCUCUCUACCGUGGCCCCAUUGGUGUCGUUCUGAACCUGAUUGAGAGAAGCAUUGUCGACUUGGCUGGCGCCGUCGUUGCCCGCGUCCCGGCUUUUGCCGAGGAGGCUCGGCCUCUGUUGAGCAACCUCCACUUCUCUCUGGCUCAGACCAUCAACUUUUAA
This is a messenger RNA of Trichoderma atroviride IMI 206040, 672 nucleotides long. RefSeq lists its product as uncharacterized. The record is from RefSeq and is a predicted model, not a curated record. NCBI's taxonomy places the organism in Eukaryota, Fungi, Ascomycota, Sordariomycetes, Hypocreales, Hypocreaceae.